AUGGUGAGCAGGACACUUGCCCUCGUGGCUCUUUUGGGUCUCGCCCAUGUCUGUCAGUCCGCUCUCAUCACGAAUCUUCCUGGUGCUCCAAACAGCAACUUCAAGCAGUAUUCGGGAUAUUACAAUGUUGGAACAAAGAAGAAUCAUAUGCUUCACUAUUGGUUUGUUGAAUCUCAAAGCAAUCCAGCAACUGAUCCAGUUCUUCUUUGGCUUACUGGUGGACCCGGAUGCUCUGGUCUUUCGGCUCUUCUUACCGAGUGGGGACCAUGGAAUGUGAACAAGGACGGAGCAACUCUCUCGCCAAACCCAUAUUCAUGGAACAAAAAUGCAUCGAUUCUAACUUUGGAAGCACCAGCUGGAGUAGGAUAUUCAUAUGCAACUGACAACAAUAUCUCAACUGGAGAUGAUCAAACUGCAAGUGAAAACUGGGAAGCUCUCGUUCAAUUCUUCAAUGAAUUCACUCAAUACAAAAACAAUGAAUUUUAUGUAACUGGAGAAUCUUAUGGUGGAAUCUAUGUUCCAACUCUCGUUCAAACAAUUCUCGAUCGCCAAGAUCAAUUCCAUAUGAAUUUGAAGGGACUCGCAAUUGGAAAUGGAUGUGUUUCAGAGAACGAAGGAGUUGAUUCUCUUGUUAACUUCUUGUAUGCUCACGGGGUUGUUGAUCAAGCUAAAUGGAAUACAAUGAAGACGAAUUGCUGUCAUAAUGACACUGAUGACUGUCCAUGGCACUCAUUCAGUGAGUUCUCUUCUUGCGGAGAAUUCGUUGAAUCCACUCAACAAACCGCCUGGAAUGGAGGACUCAAUCCAUACAACAUGUAUGCUGAUUGCGUUUCGUAUAGUUCCAGUUUGCGUUUUGCGAUGGAAUACGAAAGAAGAUUCAAUAAGAAGUAUACUCCAGAAGUACUCGGAACUGUUCCAUGUCUUGAUGAGAGUCCAGUUACCAACUAUUUGAACAGACAAGAUGUCAGAAAGGCUCUCGGGAUUCCAUCUUCUCUUCCACAAUGGUCAAUUUGCAGCAAUGCUAUUUCCUACGGAUACAAGAGACAAUACGGUGACAUGACAUCUCGUGUUCUCAAUGCUGUCAACAACAAUAAUCUUAAAAUGAUGUUGUACAAUGGAGAUGUUGACUUGGCUUGUAAUGCUUUGAUGGGACAAAGAUUCACUGACAAACUUGGUCUUACUUUGUCCAAGAAGAAGACUCACUUCAUUGUAAAUGGACAAAUCGGAGGAUAUGUGACUCAAUACAAAGGAGGAAAAGUGACAUUCGCCACUGUUCGUGGAGCUGGACACAUGGUUCCAACUGAUAAGCCACCAGUUGCUGAGCAUCUCAUUCAAUCAUUCCUAUUCAAUAAGGCUUUCUAG
Caenorhabditis remanei is the source of this 1362-nucleotide messenger RNA. RefSeq lists its product as uncharacterized. NCBI's taxonomy places the organism in Eukaryota, Metazoa, Nematoda, Chromadorea, Rhabditida, Rhabditidae. The transcript has 5 exons. The record is from RefSeq and is a predicted model, not a curated record. Gene Ontology annotation, molecular function: serine-type carboxypeptidase activity. The coding region runs from base 1 to 1362 and encodes 453 amino acids. Gene Ontology annotation, biological process: proteolysis.